Procambarus clarkii (red swamp crayfish) is the source of this 3527-nucleotide messenger RNA. RefSeq names its product sodium- and chloride-dependent glycine transporter 2. Lineage: Eukaryota; Metazoa; Arthropoda; Malacostraca; Decapoda; Cambaridae. Gene Ontology annotation, biological process: sodium ion transmembrane transport. Gene Ontology annotation, cellular component: plasma membrane. The record is from RefSeq and is a predicted model, not a curated record.
CAGCAGGUGAGCGCGGCCAGCUGACAAGUGUGUGUGAGUGGUGAGGGUGUGAGUGCAUUUGAGUGCGUGUGAGUGUGUCUGGACGCUACCACGUUGAUCGUUGUUGCUCCUGCUGAUGCUCCUUGACAUUAAAAACUCUUGCUUCUCUGCGAACUCUGCGCUGUCCCAUCUGAGUGCUGAAGUCUAAAGCAUUUGCUCAGGUAAAAUGGGGAAAGAAAAGACGAAGGAGGUGACGUCAGUGGAGACACUGGAAGAUGAGGGAGAGGAAGCGAGAGGGACCUGGUCAAACCAAUGUGAGUUCUUCUUGUCGUGUCUGGGCUACGCUGUAGGCUUCGGCAACGUCUGGAGGUUCCCUUACCUCUGCUACAAGAACGGCGGGGCGGCGUUCCUAAUCCCCUACACACUAAUGUUACUGUUCGCUGGUCUACCUCUGUUCUUCCUGGAGCUCGCCCUCGGCCAGUAUGUCAGCCUCGGACCCAACAUUCUUUUCCCAAAGUUGGUUCCUCUCUUCGCUGGACUGGGCUGGGCCAUGGUGAUACUGUCAGCGUUGGUAGCCAUCUACUACAACGUCAUCCUGGCCUGGACGUUCUUCUACACCUUCGCCUCCUUCACUUCCAGUCUGCCCUGGGGAAGCUGCAGCAAUUAUUUUAAUUCUCUCAACUGCUUCACCGAGGACCUUGCCGGUGCCUGCAGGAACCAGUCUCUCUACUACUACAACAAGAGCUGCGUUAGCGUCCAGGAGUACUGCAGCGUUGCCAAGCUAGACGCCUUGAACGAGACUCACUGUAAGAGCCCAAACAACGAUACCGGCAGCACGUUAGCUGACGGCGCCGUUACUAGAAUCUCGGCAAGCGAGGACUACUUCAGGAACCGCAUGUUAGGGGUGUCCGGUCGGACGUGGGAGGACAUGGGAGGGAUGAAUUGGGAGCUGGUGGGAUGUCUGGCCCUGGCCUGGGUGUUGGUGUUCGCUUGCUUGAUCAAGGGCGUCAAGAGCUCGGGAAAGGUGGUCUACUUCACCGCUCUCUUCCCCUACGCUGUCCUCUUCAUUCUCUUCAUUAGAGGUGUCACCUUGAAGGGCGCCUACACUGGUAUUGAAUUUUACAUCCUGAAGCCGAACAUGACCAAACUGACGGAGAUUGACGUGUGGAAUGAUGCAGCCACUCAGAUCUUCUACUCCCUGGGCUCUGGAUUUGGUGGUCUGAUUACACUAGCAUCGUACAACAAGUUCAAGAACAACUGCAUGCGAGAUGCAAUUAUCAUUGCCUUCGCCAACUGUUCUACGUCGGUGUUUGCUGGCUUUGUGAUCUUCAGCAUCCUGGGAUUCUUGGCAACGGAGCUUGGAGUUGAAGUGAAGGAUGUGGUGUCUUCGGGCUCCGGCCUGGCGUUCGUCGUGUACCCGGCAGCCGUCACCCACUUGCCUGUAUCGCCCGUCUGGGCUCUCCUCUUUUUCGCCAUGCUCAUCACUCUCGGGCUCGACUCCCAGUUCACAAUGGUUGAGACCCUGGCCACAGCCUUCUUUGACCAAUUUGAAUGGUUGCGAACCAAAAAACCUAUGGUAGUAGGAUCCUUGUGUAUUAUUUUGUUCCUGUGUGGCCUCACUAUGUGCCUGGAUGGUGGCAUCUACAUGUUUGAGCUCUUCAACUGGUACUCUGCCGGGAUCUCAGUCAUCAUCGUCACCAUUUUAGAACUCGUAGUCGUCAUGUAUAUUUACGGAUUCAAGAACUUCAUGAGAAAUAUCCGUGAAGAAAUGGGUAUAUAUAUGCCUCUACCGUUGUAUAUCUACUGGUCAGCUACCUGGCUGGUCAUCACUCCGGUAUCUCUUGCUGUUAUCUUGGUUUUGUCAAUUUACUACUAUACUCCAGCCAAUUUUGGGACGUACGUAUACCCUGAAAAUAUCCAAACUCUGGGUUGGUUCAUCUGUGCAUCCUCACUCAUUUUCAUCCCGCUGGGAGUGAUCUAUGUCCUGGCAAAAAGAGAUAAGAGAGGCAAGGAGCUACUCACAGCAUCGCCAGAUUUCUGCCCUCAUCACGUGAGGAAAGCCCGCGAGGCGCAGGCUGGUGCCUUCAAGGGCCAGCCAGUUGGUGUGUUCAGAUACACGUAUGAUAAUGACGGCUUCCAGGAACCCAACGCUAAGGUAUAUCCAUCACUUGAAGACGACAACCCUCCCCCGUACUCCAGAGAUCCCAGCUACGCCAACCACAUGUAGAGCAAAACAUUAAACUUAUCUCUUGGUUGAAGAUCCUGAAUGUGAUAUGACCCCUGUAUAACAAAACACACAAGGUUUAGGGGGAAAUAUAUUAGUUUCAUCGGGUUACUUACGUGUAUACUAUGGUCACUUCAUAAGGAAUCUUGACUAUGUCAAAUGUGUGAGACCAGUAUAUUAACAUAUCUCCUACCUGUUAGUUCCCUAUUCGUGCUAAGUGAUGUUUUCUCGUGUAAAAUAAUAAAAAAAUGUUAUGCUGUGUAAUAUAUAUAAUAUAUAUAUAUAUAUAUAUAUAUAUAUAUAUAUAUAUAUAUAUAUAUAUAUAUAUAUAUAUAUAUAUAUAUAUAUAUAUAUAUAUCUCCUGUACAUAAAUAAGCUAAGCCAUUUUAGAAUCCCAUAUUUUCAUAAUUCAUUUUAGUGUGUAAUUUUGUAUUUACAGGAUGUUUUUUUAGAAUAUUAAAUAUUUUUCAAACAAUGAAACGAAAGUCCACUGAUGACACAGCCUUUAAUUGUCCAAGUCUGACGACAUAGCUUGUAUGGUAUUAUUUGACAAGUGAUUGUCAUCUUCAUCCGUCUUGAUGUCCCAUGUUAUAACAGAAUGAAUGGUUCUUCAGUAAUUUUAAUUUUGUUCUCAGUAAAAUAUAUUUUGGAACCUGAAUGUUCUGAAGCCUAGCAGAAUGUUCUGAAGCUUAGCAGAAUGAAUGUCGUCAUUCCUGCAUGUGCUAGGAUAGCGUAUCAGUCCUGAUAAUAUCACGUCUUCAUGUUUUCAAUAUUAAUGUGUUGCGAUUUUGUGAAAUAAUAUUUUAACGAAGACUUCAGUUAAUGCUACUCUGAAAACAACAUAAGGAACAUUGUACCGUCAUUUGCUCAUAUUUUAUGACUUCGAAGGCUUUUACAACUGAUAACUUCUUCAUUUUGUAAAUAUUUUGGGCAGGCUUUCAAGGUACACAAUCAAAUUUUAAAACAAUAAAAACAAUACUGUGGUCUUUAAGUUUUCACUUUCGUCAGGACUGAGUUCCAUGUAAUCACUAAUUUACACACACACACACAAAUAAUUUUAUAUAAUAUAUAUAUAUAUAUAUAUAUAUAUAUAUAUAUAUAUAUAUAACAUGCACUAGGUCACAUCAAGCAUAUUUACAUGUGUGUAGAGAAUGUGUUGGCAUGUGUGGGAUAGCAUGUUCUUGUUCACAGUAUAACUGGUAACUAUGUAAAUACAAUUAAUAUUUUAUCCUAUAUUUUUAAUUCUUUUGUUUUAAAUUUGUGUAAGGUGGUGUGGAGCACCAAACGUUGUAUGCAUAUGAAAAUACAAUUAUUUUAUAUUAUA